Messenger RNA from Diprion similis, 1138 nucleotides. RefSeq lists its product as uncharacterized. The transcript has 3 exons. The coding region runs from base 240 to 947 and encodes 235 amino acids. Gene Ontology annotation, cellular component: GET complex. The record is from RefSeq and is a predicted model, not a curated record. NCBI's taxonomy places the organism in Eukaryota, Metazoa, Arthropoda, Insecta, Hymenoptera, Diprionidae. Gene Ontology annotation, biological process: tail-anchored membrane protein insertion into ER membrane.
AUCCCAAAAUACAAUCGUGGAGGGAUGACGUCAAUUGAAUUCCCUAUCCGAAUUUGUUUUAAUGCUAACGACUUAAACAAUUGACUAUCAAACGUUGGGAACUCUAUCAAACACCAACAAACUGUUAAAAAAAUAAACUGUUGAGAGUAUGAAUAAACGGCUAAGUAUAUGGAGCGGUUGUUCCAUUUUAUAAAACUUUACGACUUCACUAGUGAUUUUACUUCAUGGACUAAAUAAACAUGGCAGACGCCACUGCUAGACGAGAGGCUCGACGUAGACGAAUUUUGGAAAAUUCAGAGACGCGACUACAAAGAAUUACAAGUGGGAAGCGUAUCGGACACGAGGAUGUUCAUCCUCACCUGACCCAACCGAAGAAUGACGAUUUGGUUGAAAUUUACUUAGAACAGCAAGAUUGCCUAACCCUGAACCAGUCAUUGCCAAAUAAUUUACAUAGGCGCAAGGGUUCAUCUAUGGACGAUAGCCCCACUUUGACGAACCAUGUUGUACAAAAUGAGAGGCAGAGCAAUACUGUUACGAAUAAAGUUAUGAAUGUAUCAGACAAUGGUAAUAAGAAUGCUUCUAUCAAAAAAGUAGUUCAAUCUGCCGAUGCAGGUCUGUUAUUCACUGUAUUUGGAAAUAAAUGGACGCUCGUACUCCUUGCAGCUCUCGUAAAUGUCUUGUAUCUUUUGCAACUGCAACAUUUCUGUGGCAAGGAUAUUCUUGUACCAUUCUUUACACUGGUGUUGGUGCGGCUGCAUCUAUUUGACAGCAAAGCAGAAACGCAGGGUGGAAACGUGUUAUCUGCGGUUCUAAUAUUGUGCAGUGUGGAUCCUAAACUCGUUCAUAAUCUCAGAUGGGUGAUGAGAAUAUGUAGAAAAGUUGUAGAAGAAUUUUCAAUCUAUAUCUUUAGCUUCGUCGUCCUGCACAAUGUGGCUUCUUUGUACUAACACGACAUUGAUAUUACAGUUUUAACAAUUGAUUCGUCAAACAAUUAGCAACUGUAAUAAUAUAUAAUAAAUCAUUUUUACGUGGCAACAAAACAUCACCUCAAAAUUGCAUGUCAAAUAAUGAAACACUGUCCUUGUAUAAAUUAUAAUAUCUAUAUACUGAUAAUAAAUUUUCUUUUUUUGAAAACCUA